AUGUCACUAAAUUAAUAGCGAUAAUAGCAAUAGUAAUAAAAACUAGAAAUUCAAAGGCGCUUGGAUUAGUAUGUUAAUGCUGUUAAAGAUCUGCAAAAUGAAUUUAAAGUAUAUUACGGAAUGUUGGAAAGAAAUGAUGAACCAAAUUAGGAAAGAUUUAAAUAAACAGCCUUCAAAUUUUUAAAAUUCGAAAAGGAAAUGAAUAAUUAAAUAGAAGAAAUUGUUUAGAAAAUAAUUUACUAAAAAGCAAGAAAAUGA
Messenger RNA from Paramecium tetraurelia, 258 nucleotides. RefSeq lists its product as uncharacterized. NCBI's taxonomy places the organism in Eukaryota, Ciliophora, Oligohymenophorea, Peniculida, Parameciidae. The record is from RefSeq and is a predicted model, not a curated record. The transcript is spliced from 2 exons.